Messenger RNA from Neofelis nebulosa (Clouded leopard), 942 nucleotides. RefSeq names its product small ribosomal subunit protein uS5-like. Gene Ontology annotation, molecular function: RNA binding; structural constituent of ribosome. NCBI's taxonomy places the organism in Eukaryota, Metazoa, Chordata, Mammalia, Carnivora, Felidae. Gene Ontology annotation, cellular component: ribosome; cytosolic small ribosomal subunit. Gene Ontology annotation, biological process: translation. The record is from RefSeq and is a predicted model, not a curated record.
CAACUGGUCGACAUCAUGAAGAUCAAGGCCCUGAAAGAGAUCUCUCUCUCCUCCCUGCCCAUCAAGGAAUCUGAGAUCAUUGACUUCUUCCUGGAGGCAUCCCAGGAAGUGAUGAGGUUUGAAGUUUUGAAAAUUAUGCCAGUGCAAAAGCAGACCCAGGCUGGCCAGAGGACCAGGUGCAAGGCAUUUGUUGCCAUUGGAGAGUACAAAGGACACGUAGGUCUGGGUGUUCAGUUCUCUAAGGAGGUAGCCACUGCCUUCCAUGAGGCCAUCGUCCUGGACAACUUUCCACCAUCUCAUGUGCGAAGCUACUGGGGGAAUAAGCUUGGCGAGGCCCACACUGUCCCAUGCAAGGUGACCAGACCCUGUAACUCUGUGCUGAACGCCUUAUCCCCCUACACCAGGGGCAGGGGCAUUAUCUCGGCCCCUGUGCCCAAGACGAUACUGAUGAUGGCAGGUAUUGACGACUGCUACCUCUCCACCAGGGGCUACACUGCCACCCCGGGCCACUUCACCAAGGCCACUUUUGAUGCUAUUCCCAAGACCUACAGCUACUGUGCCCCUGACCUCUGGAAAGAGACGGUAUUCACCAAGUCUCCCUACCAGGAAUUCACUGACCAGCUUGCGAAGACCCACACCAGAGUCUCUGUGCAGAAGACCCAGGCUCCAGCUGUGGCCACCACAUGGUUUUACACAAGAAAAAUAAAAGAUCAGCGGGCAAAGACAGGAGUAACUGUUCAGGCAUGGGUCGUCCACCCCGGAGGCAGCAACUGUCUGCAGAAAGUCUCUGCAGGGCCUGCAGGUGGUCCUGAGAUGCACAUCAUGAGGAAUCUCCGACAAGCCCGAGGGACUGGCCACCCAGACUUCCCUAAUGGGACCCGAAACAGGCGUUAUCGACUGGCUUGUGUACCCCCACCCCCACCACCACCGCCAGAGUCAUAG